AUGAGGGAAAGCGUGGGAAAACGAUUGCUUGCGGACAAGAGCAGCGGGAGACUGGGAGCUAGAGAGGUUCACCGGAGUAGGCGAAGGGGAAGGGGAAGAGGCCAGCUAGAGAAGAAGGGCAAAGCAGCGUGGGAAAAUAUCCCGCAGAAAGGAAUAAGGAGAAGAGUUGUUGGUGCUGCUAGUGAAACCUCGGGUGGCUGCUGCAAGAGACUAGCACGAAGCAGCUGUGCUGGAGAGUCUUCCGGGUUGCUGGUCUUCUCGGUUGUGGGAAUUGAAUGUUUCUGGCUUGCGAUAUUCCCCAUACCGAAUAAUGUUCUAGAUCACAUUGUGAAAUUGUGCAGAGCUUUCCUUUGGGGUGGGAGGAGGAAACCACUAGUGGCAUGGAAUGAGGUAUGCAUACUAAAAGAUGAAGGGGGCUUAGGAGUCUUUGAUCUAAAAGCUUGGAACAUGACACUCCUUUCAAAAACGUUGUGGAAUGUUCAAGCCAAAAAAGACUCUCUAUGGUCCAUAUGGGUUCACCAUGUGUACUUAAGAGGUGUUAAUAUAUGGGAUGCCUCUUCAAAGCAUGAUGACUCCCCGUUGUUUAAGAAGGUGAUAAUUGUCAAGAACCAGAUUUUGAUGAAAUGUGACAAUCAACUUGACAUAGCGGAAAAACUGGUAGAAGAGUGGGAUCUUGAACACAAAAGUUCUACGCAAUGUUACAAUUCUUGGAGGCAUAAAGCAUGCAGGGUGGCCUGGUGUAAUGUGGUUUGGAAGAGUGGGAGCACUCCAAAACAUGCCUUCACUUUGUUGCUUGAUAUUAAAGGUAAACUCCCCACGUGUGACAACCAAGUUGGGUUUGACGGAGACUUAAAAUGUGGCUUCUGCAAGGAACUGGAUGAGAGUAUUGAUCACAUUUUCUUCAAAUGCAAAUAUUCCUCCCAUGUUUGGGACUACAUCAGGAGUUUGCUUGGAAUAUCAAGGAGUACGACGUCCUUAAAAGAGGUUGUAAAAUGGCUACACAGGGAAGAAAAAGGUAAAGCAGUAAAGGCUAGUGGGAGUAAAAUUGUGUUGGCUACAACAGUUUACUUCCUUUGGCACUUUAAAAACAGAAAGAGAUUUGAAGAAAAAUCCAUUACUCCAGAAGAGCUAAUAGGGACUAUGAGUUGA
Messenger RNA from Malania oleifera, 1149 nucleotides. RefSeq lists its product as uncharacterized. NCBI's taxonomy places the organism in Eukaryota, Viridiplantae, Streptophyta, Magnoliopsida, Santalales, Ximeniaceae. The transcript has 4 exons. The record is from RefSeq and is a predicted model, not a curated record. The coding region runs from base 1 to 1149 and encodes 382 amino acids.